Molecule: messenger RNA, 123 nt
Organism: Cetraspora pellucida
Lineage: Eukaryota; Fungi; Glomeromycota; Glomeromycetes; Diversisporales; Gigasporaceae
Source: the annotation of a GenBank genome assembly
GUGAAUCCUCCAAUUUUCGUAUUAGAUGGGAAAACUAAUGAAUGCGUUCAUUGUGAAAUCGUGGAGCUCUAUCCACAUAAACGUCGUAUGGUUAUGGAUGGAAGUAUUCAAAAAGCAUGCUGA